AUGAAUUAGAGCGUCGUUAAAAUGGAGAUGAUGAAGCGGUGACGGGAGAUGUUGAACGGAGGGAUGAAUUAAAACGGGGAGAGCAGUUCAGCUGGAUCCAUUCUAAUAUAAACGCGGAGGAGGGGUCUCGGUUGAGCAGGAUCGGCGUGAGUAGAAACAGGGAAACGCGUGAAGAGGAGGAGGUUUCUCUGCUAAAGCCGAUCAAGGUGGGAUUGAAGCAGCCAGUAUCUGCCACCAUACGCACGAGUCAGUGACUGCGGACACGGAAAACGAGGAUGUUGCGGCUGGGAUGCUCCACAGCCCUCCUCUUUGUGCUCAGGCUGCUCUUUGGCUUGCCCUGGCUUCAGGUCCUUCCUGCCAUCCUGAUCUUCUUCUUCGGCACUGGAGGAUGGACGUCCCUCCGUGUGUUCAUGAAAACUAUCGGCCGGGAUCUGCAUGCAGCUGGCGUACUACUGAAGGUGAAACUCAAUGUAAGGCGGCACUUGCGCGAACACAACACUUUGCCCAAGAUCUUCGCAGAGACGGUGCAAAAAUACGGUGACAAGACAGCGCUGAUAUUUGAGGGGACGGGUGAGAAGUGGAGCUUCAGGCAGCUGGAUGAGUAUUCAAACCGUGUGGCCAACCUGUUCUACCAGCGUGGUUUCAGGGAGGGCGAUGUCGUGGCCCUGUUCAUGGAGAACCGCUCGCAGUACGUGGGGCUUUGGCUGGGCAUGGCCAAAAUAGGUGUGGAGGCAGCUCUCAUUAACUUCAACCUACGACUGGAGGCCUUGGUGCACUGCGUGAACAUCUCCAAUUCUAAGGCAGUAGUGUUUGGCAGUGAGCUGACCGAUGCAAUGUGUGAAGUGCACAGCUCUAUGGGAAAGACCGUGAAACUCUUCUGUUCUGGAGACUGGGAUCCUAAACGUGUUCCCAUAGGAACAGAGUGCCUUGAGCCGCUCAUUGCGAGCACCCCUGCACACAAGCCCAUCCCACCACAGCGUGGAUUCACAGAUCGUCUCUUCUAUAUAUACACAUCUGGAACUACUGGGCUGCCCAAAGCUGCUAUUGUAGUGCACAGCAGGUACUACCGUAUGGCUGCUCUUGUUUAUUACGGUUUCAGGAUGAGGUCGGAGGACGUGCUGUAUGAUUGCCUUCCACUUUACCACUCGGCAGGUAACAUUGUGGGUGUUGGUCAGUGUCUGAUUCAUGGCAUGACUGUUGUCAUCAAGAAGAAGUUUUCUGCAUCAAAAUUCUGGGAUGACUGCAUCAAAUACAACUGCACUAUCGUGCAAUACAUCGGGGAGAUCUGCCGGUAUCUGCUGAACCAGCCCGUGCGGGAUACGGAGCAACAGCACUGCGUGCGUAUGGCACUGGGUAAUGGCCUCCGCCAGUCGAUCUGGGAGGAGUUCAUGCAGCGCUUCAACGUGCCCCAGAUUGCUGAGUUCUACGGAGCCACCGAGUGUAACUGCAGCCUUGGCAACUUUGACAACCAGACCGGUGCCUGCGGCUUCAACAGCCGGAUCCUCCCCUAUGUCUACCCCAUCCGGCUGGUCAGAGUGAAUGAGGAGACCAUGGAGCUCAUCAGAGGACCAGAUGGAGUGUGUAUACCAUGUAGACCAGGUGAGCCUGGUCAGCUGGUGGGCCGAAUCAUUCAGAAUGACCCCUUAAGACGCUUUGAUGGUUACGUGAACCAAUCGGCCACCAGUAAAAAGAUUGCACCCAGUGUCUUCAAGAAAGGGGACAGUGCCUACCUGUCAGGAGAUGUGCUGGUGAUGGAUGAGUACGGCUACAUGUACUUUAAAGAUCGAACAGGAGAUACGUUCCGCUGGAAGGGAGAGAACGUGUCCACCACUGAGGUGGAGGGCACACUGAGCCGUCUGCUGGAAAUGAAGGACGUGGUGGUGUAUGGCGUGGAGGUGCCAGGUGCAGAGGGAAAGGCUGGCAUGGCAGCCAUUGCAGACCCAGACAACACCACAGACCUGGAGAGGUUUAGCAGGGAGCUGGAGAAGGCCCUGCCUGUGUAUGCACGGCCCGUGUUCCUACGCUUCCUGCCAGAAGUCAACAAGACAGGGACCUUCAAGUUCCAGAAGAUGGACCUGCGUAGAGAGGGCUUUGACCCGUCUGUGGUGUCCGACAGGCUGUGUUUCCUGGACUGUAGUAAGGGACGCUACGUGGAGCUGGAUGCAGAACUCCACCGUAGCAUCGUCUCAGGAAAGCAAAAACUGUGAGGCCACUGCCGACCCCGCCACUUCCUCAUAAAAACCCCGCCUUCUCCCCCUCCCUCCUCUGUACCCCGCCCCUCGUUACCUCAGCAACCACAGUGAGGGGCAAAAGGAACACAUUCAAAGUCACGUUCAAGUUCCCCAUCCCAUUCGUCCGUUCUGACAGCCGGAGUGCGUCGCGUGGAACGGCACGUGGACUAAGACACACAAACACUGAGGCGUUUUGCUCCUUUGCCUAAUCUGCACAAUGGCUGCUGGCCCGCCCAAAUGGUUUUUUAAAAAGGGCAUUUUCUGUCUAUUCAGUAUAGGGGUUUAAAAUCAAGUGUCGACUUGAGUGCACCCUAAAGCCCUGCUUCUGCUCAGCUAUGGAGAUGGUGGAUGUAACCAAAACUGCAUGGAUUAUCGUGCAAUAUCAGUCCAGCCCUGGCAGAGCAAUAGACAGCCAUAAAAAGACUCAAUUAAUGCUAUUUAUUUAAUUCUAUUCAUGCACCAAAUAUAUUUAAGUUGUAGAGUAGUUUACCAUCUAUUUACAAGUCAGUAUGUAAGUGUGUUGUAAACAUCAAGCCUGCGUGCUACAUUGUCUGUGUGCUGUAUGUUUGCCAAAACUGUGCCUGGCUAACUCCUCCAGACCUGUAGAGGGCAGUCUUUGUUUGUUUUGGUGUGGAAAAACAUUGCAUAAAUUAUUAUUUUUUAAUUAUUAUUAUUUUAUUUUUUUUUAUGUCUUUUGGUGAUAGCGUAUGAACGUAUGGAAUGUAUGGAAUGUACACGCGGUGUGCAGUAGCAUUGUGCAGACUGGGCUCAAAGAGUGUGCUUCGAUUUUGUUUUGACACAUGGAUUUCUCUAGAAGUCUUUGCAUGGAGGCUUGGGAGAGGAAUACAACGCUCCGGUGCUACAGAACGCCACCAUCUCGUAGCAGUGUCCCCUCAAGGCUGAGCGAGCUUGGCAAGGAGAAAAGAGAAGAAGGGGAACACAAUUGCUCCGUCAUUCUUACCACCCCAUUUAUCUUGUGUUUUAAUUGCAGCAUCAUGAAUGAUCAACACAAACAGAGCACUGUGCCUUACUAUGAGCUCAGCACCUGGUCUUACAGGCCUGGUCCCAAUCCACUUCUCCAUAACCCCUCACUGUCUAAUUCCAUCUUCUCUACCUUUUGGCGACUUGCUUUGUCCACUUCCUAGGCCCCUUCUGCUUGUCCUAAACAUGCUGAGUCAUGUUUGGCUGUGCCCCCUCCCUUUGACUUUCCCUUUAGAUUUUAUUUUACUUCCUCUGGUGCACCUCUGUUUGAACUCACACUCACUCCGUCCAUUGUGUGUGUCCCUGUAGAUACCCCCAUUAUCAUGGUAUCUUUUUUUUUUUCCCCCCACUAUUCAACACUCAUUUCAGUCUCCAACCCCAAAGCUCCAUAUAGAAACCAGUCACACAUCUCCUCAUUAGCCAAAAUAUCAUGUUUAAUAGUGACAGUGGGAGCGAAAACGUUGGGUAGCUAUAUUCUCGCCGAAGCAGCGGACCGGAUUUUCCCCUUUUGUUCCCCGUUAUCACUGAUUACGCCUGUUAAUUUAUUUAUAUCUGUGUGCAUACGUGUGUGUAUGAGUGUGAAUGUGCACAUGAGAGGAAACGGCUUCUUGUGACAGCUCUUGCGUUAGUCUGAGUCACACUUUUUGUUUAUUGCCAGAGCCCUCACUGAAUCAAAUUCAAUACAAAGGGAAGAUGGUUAGAUGUGUUAUUUGGGGGUGAGCAGGAGGGCACAAUGGUCUUUUUUCUAAACUUUGAACCCUCAGUUAAGGCCAGGGCAACGAUGGCAUUAGUCAUUGAGGUCGUAAGGUUUUUAGUAGGGCCUGACUGAUCUACUGGUUGGCCGAUAAUAUCGGCCAGUAUUAAGGUUCCACAGACCUUAGUGAAAAUCACACUGAGGAAAUACUGAUCAUUAUUGGCUUGUUUUGUAUUUUAUGCCUCUCACAUGAAAAACAAUCAAUUAUGAGGAAUUGAAAUACAUCUUGCAUUCAGACCUGACCUUUAGCAAGAGGAUAGGAUGUUGAUGUAAAAGAACUGAAAACAUCCAUCCAUCCAUCCACAUAUCUUUAUUGUUUAAAGGCCCCAUAUUAUAUGAAACCGAAUUUCCCUCACUUUUUUAAGUAAAGGAGUUUUAAUGGAGUAAUAUCUAAACAUUUUUUAAAUUUUGAAAUGUACUUAUGGAAACUGAGCUGCAGA
Pygocentrus nattereri (red-bellied piranha) is the source of this 4406-nucleotide messenger RNA. RefSeq names its product solute carrier family 27 member 4 (gene slc27a4). Gene Ontology annotation, cellular component: endoplasmic reticulum membrane; plasma membrane; microvillus. The transcript is spliced from 13 exons. The coding region runs from base 276 to 2207 and encodes 643 amino acids. NCBI's taxonomy places the organism in Eukaryota, Metazoa, Chordata, Actinopteri, Characiformes, Serrasalmidae. Gene Ontology annotation, molecular function: long-chain fatty acid transmembrane transporter activity; long-chain fatty acid-CoA ligase activity. Gene Ontology annotation, biological process: medium-chain fatty acid transport; response to nutrient; very long-chain fatty acid catabolic process. The record is from RefSeq and is a predicted model, not a curated record.